AGUGCGAGAGUUGCUACAAGCAUUUACGACACGGCUUGGUAUAAGAGAGAUAUCAGCGUGCAAAAGAAAGUAUUCCGCAUUAUUUUGAGAUCUCAAAAACUUGAAACUAUUGGGAUCAGCGGUGUUGUACCGCAACUUUCGCUGUCUCAUUACGCGAAGUAUCUAUACACAUCUUUAUCGUACUUUAACGCACUGCGUAUUAUGGUCGGAGAUCCAUCUUCACUUUAAGCUCUAUGGAGGAAAAUAUAUUACGAAAGAUAUCCAUGGAAGUAAUCGCAAAUUGUAUCUAUGAGAAUCUUCAUGAAAAUUUGUCUUUCAUGUAAACGAUAUACAUAUAUGAAGAAGUUAUGUGACGUACAAAGAUUCAGAUGGCCAAUUUACUGCAGCAAUGGAGUUUUCUUCUUUUAUUUUCUACAAACAUGAUUAUGUUACUAUUGAGAAACGUUAAGUUGGUAUGAUCCUACGAGCUAAGUUGGUACGACUCCUAACGAUGCUCUUUUGUCUUAGGAGUCGACCACGUGUUAAUUAUCUAAAUACAUCCGGUGUGUUCAGACGUUUUGUACGAG
Molecule: messenger RNA, 566 nt
Organism: Bombus impatiens (common eastern bumble bee)
Lineage: Eukaryota; Metazoa; Arthropoda; Insecta; Hymenoptera; Apidae
Exons: 2
Source: RefSeq, a predicted model, not a curated record